AAAGCAUCGAUAACACGCGUUUGUUACUCGGAAACAUGAAAUGUUUAUUACCUUCUAGUAAUAUAAACAAAAUUUAUAUCUACUAUUAAUAGAACGUAGUGAAAAUGUUGGAAAUAAAAAGUAUCAGAGAUAAAUUAAUGAGAGCGGUGGAGUGUGACCAGGCCGGACUUAUUUUGGAAGCACAAGAUCUGUACGAUGAUGGGAGACAAAUGCUCUUUCAAAUUAUGGCGCACGAAACCGACGAGGCUAAGAAAAAAAGUCUGAAUGAGCGUAAUAGGGAAUAUAUUGACCGUGCUGAACAAAUUAAGGAGCAUGUACAAAAGCUUGGCGUUGGUGGACAACUUGUAGCUCACAUACCAAUAGAUGAAAACUCUGUGGGUAAUAGUUAUCGAUCGCUUUUUGGAAAAUACUUGGAUGCUGAAGUAAAGGAAGUUCUGCUUGAAGAACCACAUCUUUAUAGAAGACAUCAUUUUCAGAAUCUUAUAUCAUUUUUGGAGUUGCUUGUAAAGAACUGUCCGUGCUUUAGGUAUAUCCGAUUGGUGACUAAAACUUCUAGCGAGUCACCAGACGACCAAAGGAAUGCACUAGAGCAGAUUAAAACUGAUCUUUCAAAGCGCAAUGUGACUUUAAGGAUUAAAGUUUUAAACACCCAACAUGAUCGUAAAGUUGUAUUAAGCAGUGGUUAUAUUAUAAUGAUCGGUCUCGGUUUGCAUAUUUUUAAACCUCUGAACCCUUUUUAUAGUCUUGGAUUAUGCGAUAAUGACUUCCGAAAUUGUAGACAGACCGAAGUUAACAUUUUUCGUAAAAAAAAUUUGGUUUCUUAAGAUAUGCGUAAAAAGGUUCCUGAUAAAAAAACAUCUGCCGUUGGCACAACAUCAAGUCGCGCAGCAGGACCUGGCCAAACAGAGGAUGUACGAGCCAGUUAUAUACAUAUGUAUAUAUAUAUGUGUGUACUUAGACAAAUUUGUUGUUUUAUGCCUUUUUCAUAAGUGUGUAAAAGAAAAAAUGCCAUAAAUCAGUAAGACAAUACGUAUUAGCGUAAUUAUAUGAAAAGAUAAAUUGAGUAUGGUUUAUUUUCUUAUAA
This is a messenger RNA of Anastrepha ludens (Mexican fruit fly), 1084 nucleotides long. Its product is annotated as MIT domain-containing protein 1-like. Bases 105 to 824 code for a protein of 239 amino acids. The transcript is spliced from 4 exons. The record is from RefSeq and is a predicted model, not a curated record. Lineage: Eukaryota; Metazoa; Arthropoda; Insecta; Diptera; Tephritidae.